CCAGACUGGCUCUCUAUGACAGACACAGAGCGCCAAACCCGCCACGCAGCCCGUCCUACUGCUCCACCUCGCGCUCCUCCACCUCACUCUUCAUCCAGCCAGCCCUCCUCCUCUUCCUCUCUCUCUCUCUUUCUCUCCGAGCCAAGAAUGCUCCAGCUUCGCCAGGGCGCGCUCGCGCUGCUCAUGUGGCUCGCGCACUUCGUGGAGGAGCACCGAGUUCAGGGUGGGAACUGCUGGUUGGAGCAGGGGAAGAACGGGAGGUGCCAGGUGCUCUACAUGUCGGGGAUGAGUCGCGAGGAGUGCUGCCGGAGCGAGAGGCUGGGGACGGCGUGGACCGAGGAGGACGUGGGCAGCAAUACUCUGUUCCGCUGGCUUCUUCUGAACGGAGGAGCUCCAAACUGUAUACCCUGUAAAGAGACGUGUGAUAACGUGGACUGUGGUCCGGGGAAGCGGUGUAAGAUGAAUAAGAGGAACAGGCCGAGGUGUGUUUGCGCUCCAGACUGCUCCAGCUCCACCUUUAAAGGCCCGGUCUGCGGUUCCGACGGGAAAACGUACCGGAACGAAUGUGCUCUGCUCAGAGCCAAGUGCAAGAGAUACCCCAACCUGGUGGCCCAGUACCAGGGCAAGUGCAGGAAAACCUGCGAGGACGUCCGCUGCCCGGGCAGCUCCACCUGCGUAGUGGAUCAGAUCAACAACGCGUACUGUGUGACCUGCAACCGCCUGUGCCCUGAACUGACCUCACCUGAGCAGUACCUGUGCGGGAACGACGGCGUGGUGUACGCCAGCGCCUGCCACCUCAGAAGAGCCACCUGUAUUCUGGGGAGGUCCAUCGGGGUCGCAUAUGAGGGGAAGUGCAUAGAUGCACAGUCUUGUAAUGAUAUCCGCUGUCCCGAGGGGAAGACGUGUCUGUGGGACGCUCGGACGGGACGAGGACGCUGCUCCGCCUGUGAAGAGGACUGUCCAGAGAGCCGUCCCGGAGACAGCGUCUGCGCCAGCGACAACACCACCUACCCCAGCGAGUGCACCAUGCGGCGGGCGGCCUGCUCGCUCGGACGCGUCCUGGAGGUCAAACACUCCGGAUCCUGCAACUGCGUAGACCACUGACCCGUCUGAACCCCUGCCCCCCCUCAGUCCCGCCACACGAGGCUACCCACCUGCUUUCUUGUGCCAAUCAGAAAAAAGCAUUAUCAUUUCAGAUGCUUUGUCGGACCGCUAACCAUUCAUGGUUCUUUUUUUGUAAAAAAAAAAAAAAAGAUGAGAAAGACUUUUUCUUGUUGAUUAAAAGCCAUGCGGUGAGUGUGCGUGUGAGUGUGUGUGAGUGUGUGUGCUGUUGUGUUUGGUACUGAUGCAACAGCUGCUGUGUUCCUCCGUGUAGCCAUCACGGAGCUGACGGAGGAAGAGGAGGAUGAGGAGGAAGAAGAGGAGGAUGAAGAAGAAGAAGAAGAGGAGGAUGAAGAUUAGGACUGCACGGAUUAUGCUCACGGUUCUGCGCCGGACUCUCGACAGAGUGCAGAGUCAGUAUUCAGACUGUAAAUAAGACAUACGCCUAUUUAUUUUCCAGGGAAAGAAAGAAAAGUGGAAGAUUUCAUAUAGCUCUGUCUUCUGGAUGUUUAUUUAUACAUAUUUUUGUUCUUUUUUAUUUAUAUUUCAUUUAUAGUGUCUGACUGACUAUCUUUUGUCUUCUGUAUAUUAUCCUCAAAAACCACACUAUUUAUUAUAAGGUGCAAUGUGUUACGUAAAAAAAAUAAGAAGUAUAUUAAUUUCUAUAUAUAUAGCGGUUGGACAAUGAAACUGAAACACCUGUCAUUUUAGUGUGGGAGGUUUCAUGGCUAAAUUGGAGCAGCCUGGUGACCAAUCUUCAUUAAUUGCGCAUUGCACCAGUAAGAGCAGAGUGUGAAGGUUCAAUUAGCAGGGUAAGAGCACAGUUUUACUCAAAAUAUUGCAAUGCACACAAAAUUAUGGGAGACAUAGCAGAGUUCAAAAGAGGACAAAUUGUUGGUGCACGUCUUGCUGGCGCAUCUGUGACCAAGACAGCAAGUCUUUGUGAUGCAUCAAGAGCCACGGUAUCCAGGGUAAUGUCAGCAUACGACCAAGAAGAACCAACCACAUCCAACAGGAUUAACUGUGGAUGCUGUAAGAGGAAGCUGUCUGAAAGGGGUGUUCGGGUGCUAACCCGGAUUGUAUUCAAAAAAACAUAAAACCACGGCUGAACCCAAAUCACGGCAGACUUCAUUGUGCACCUCAACUGUCCAUAACCACAAUAAAUUAUUGUGGUCUAAAACCAGGUGUUAAUUCAGUUAAAUUGUCCAACCUCUGUAUAUAUAAAUAGGUGUCAUUUUUACAGUAUAUACAGCCAUGUGAAUUAUUGUAUGUAAAAUUAGAACAGUCCAUGAACAUCAACGACUUAUAUAGACAUGCAUUAAAAAUAAAAUUUUUUGGAGUAAAUUUUACUUUUACUUUCUUUAUAAAACAGAAAUACAUACAUAUCCUCACAGUUCUAGGGUUACUUCCACAUUAAAUCCACAUGGUCAUUAAUACUUUACACCCUGCGCAAGGGGCAUUGCGUUGCUCAUUGCUAUCUUACACCCCACCAUCCAUCUCCCUCUGUUUGGUUUGGUUUGGUUUCACACAGACAUAAACCGAAACACACCAAAAUAUGCACCAAUAAACCACACAAGCUCACUUGUCACCUCUGAUUGGCCAGAGCAAGUGUUUGGUAUGGGAGCAAGACAGUAAAUAUAUAUUCCAGCAUGUAUAUAUCUGUACAGUGUAAAGCUCCGCCGAAAAUUUUGAGUUUUCAGUGGGAUGUGCAGCGCAGAUGUGCACGUAGUAAACAGAGUCAAGCGGCUGCAAGCAGUGAACGCAGCGCAUACUGCGCUCCUAGUGUGUAAACAGCAUGGAGUGAUAGUGUUUGUUCAAAGCUGUAGUAAUUAGUGUUAUAUGGCUAAUUACUGUUUUUACACCUGCUCAAUCAAAUCAAACUAAACCCUAUCUGGACAGGAUUAGUUUCUCAGGGGGUCCUGGGUUAAUUUUUUAAAUCUCUUUUAUGGGUAUUUGUCCACUGCAGCGCACUGUAAUUACACUUUGCGCAAAGAGAUUCCACAGAGAUCCAUGUAAAAACACAACAGCGAAUGGAAAUGGAGGAGCUACUGAACGUCGCAAUGUCAUGUGACCGAAAAAAGUAAAAAAAAACCUCACUGGUCCUCCUGUUUUUUCAAUUGCAGUCCAGAUGCAGGAGUUUUAUCACUAUAUAGAAAAAGUGAGAAAUAUUUUUCACAGACGUCCCCCUGAGAAACUAACCAAAAAGCGCUGGUGUGAAAACGCUCUAAAUGAAGCUCAGAUGUCUGUAUGUCUAUAAGCUUUUCACAGGGUGUUCUAACUUUCUCACAUGGCUGUAUAUAUCUGUAUCUGCCUGGCUGUGUGUGUGAGUGUGUGUGCACCAGUGUGUAUGUAUGAGUGUGUGUGUUUUUGUGUUUGUUGGAAAGUUAAUGCUCACUAAUAAAUGGACGUUUUAAGUGGAUCUGGUUCUGUUUACAAUCAAUUCUGUCCUAAACAGCUCAGCCAUUAAACUCUUUAUACGCUUUUUAAUUCACUCUUCUACAAACACAGCGUCAUUAGAAGUGAAAGAAUAAAGUGAGGGAGAGAAGAAAAACACAUGGACCUUAAAAUGCCAUAAUAAUGCUUGAAUGCAGUGUUUUUAAUUUUUGUUGACUUUUUUUGUUUGUAUUUUUGCCAACACUUUUAAUGCAGUCGAUGCUCUUAAAUGUAAAUGGCGCUACUUUGUUUGUAUCGCAAACUGUAUAGGAUUAACUAUAUCAGUAAUCUUAUAAUAAUUUGUUUAUUUUUAAUGUUCUGUUGUUCCUUUUUGUCCUUUUUUAUUUUUUCUGAUGAUUUUUUUUUUUUUUACAAUUUUUGAGAUUCAUUUAUAAAUGUAUAGUUCUGUUUUUUAUUGUUACGUGUACAUAAAAGUAAUGAUGCCAUUUGUAAACAUGCAUUACGAGUAAAAACUGAGGAAAAAAUA
Astyanax mexicanus (Mexican tetra) is the source of this 4021-nucleotide messenger RNA. RefSeq names its product follistatin b (gene fstb). Gene Ontology annotation, biological process: multicellular organism development; cell differentiation; negative regulation of activin receptor signaling pathway. Gene Ontology annotation, molecular function: activin binding; protein binding. NCBI's taxonomy places the organism in Eukaryota, Metazoa, Chordata, Actinopteri, Characiformes, Acestrorhamphidae. The transcript is spliced from 6 exons. The record is from RefSeq and is a predicted model, not a curated record. The coding region runs from base 16 to 1104 and encodes 362 amino acids.